This is a messenger RNA of Didymodactylos carnosus, 708 nucleotides long. The record is from the annotation of a GenBank genome assembly. Lineage: Eukaryota; Metazoa; Rotifera; Eurotatoria; Philodinida; Philodinidae.
AUGAUUCCGACACUCUUGGAACUACUAAAUGAUAGCAAAACGACAGAAAUUCAACUAGCAUCAUGCCGUCUGUUAUCGGUCGUGAUGACUAAGGAAGAAAUUCGAAACCGGUUGACGAACACAGCACAAAUAACCAUAAUAUUGCUAGUGGAUUUUCAAAAUCCAGUUUUCAAUCCAUUCUUCAAAAUUCGGCUAGACUUAGCUAAAAAUGAUCAAAUUAAAAUGGAAUUAGUCAAACGAAAUGGUCUCGCAUUUCUAAAUGAGUGUAUUACAGGAAAGCAACAAAAACUGGCUUUCGUGACGAUAUGCCAGCGUGCUCUUGAGAUUGUUUUCGAAUUAAUCCAGAAUGAAACGGCAUUAGCACUUCUUCAGCAAAACCAUCUUUUAUUAUAUCACAUUGAGAAACGACUUUUAUCAUCGUCUGACUAUGGCGUGCGACAGGCAGCCAGAGUGUUCAUGAAUAAAUUACGAACACAAAAAGACUCGGUCUGUGUGAAAAAAAAACAAGACCCGAACACGAAAGUUCUUGAUCCCUUGAGAAGUAUCAGCACUAACAGGAUCCUAAUUAGUUAUCAUCCUACCAAUCGAGACAUGUGUUAUAGGUUUAGAGACUAUGUUAGGAAUGAUGAAUUUCUAGGGAAUCUCGAUCUAAAUCCGGUUGGAAGAUCAAUGGCCACAACCGCAGAUGAUACCGGUGGACCUCAAUGA